UGACAGAGGUGCGCUUGCGUGUGGAGGGUGACGCAGCUCCUUAUUGCGGAGCUGCAAGCUUUCGCUUUCGUUUAUGCGGAAGUACCAGUGUUUAAAGUAGCGAGACAAGGUUUGGUGUGUUUUGAAGGAAGAAGAUCAAAAUCUGAAACAUGGCCACUGGACAGUCCGUGGACGAGUCCGAGCCCAUGGAUGUCGACAGUUUUGACAGCGACAAACCUGAGGACAUGAGCCAAGUGAAUAAUUCUGCUGUGAGUAAAAGCCAGCAACGUUCAACACCUAGCCACCCACCUGCUGCAGAUGAAGAUGAAGCUCACAUUGUUCUCUCAGUGAAGUGGAUCUCAGUGAAGUGGGUCUCAGUGGAGCCUGAUGAUGAACUACAAAAAGUUAAGAAGCUAGAGUCUCGUCUACAGAAAAUGCUUCAGUCUUGGAUCAACAAACGCAAAACUAUGACGGAAUGCUCAGUGAAAAGGACCUUAGAUAAUGGGCAUGUUGUGAUAAGCAUUAAACCAGCUGCAGCCGUGAAUGAACUUAAAAAACUUAGUGAAGAAACACUAAGCAAGGAUGAAAAUUCAGUCUUGAUAACAUCCGUCAGUCAGCUAUAUCCACAGCUUGAUAGACAAGUACUAGAGGAUGCUUCAGUGAACCUGCCAGAGCCACAAACUCAGCAAGUUCAACUGGAGAAAAAGAGUAAAGCAGGUUCUACAGCUGGAGAAAAGAUGUGCGCUUCUUUCAUACAAGAGCCACAACAUGACCAAGUUCAGGCGGGGAAACAGAGUAGCGCAGUUUCUGCAGGUGAAGAGAUGUGCACUUGUUCUGUCCCAGUGGCUCCUUUCUGGUAUGUGAACCACAUGUACGAAAAGGAAAUCAAACAUAUAGAGAAAAAGAAUGGAGUUCAAAUAAAGGCAGACGUUAAGGUGACAUUUGAAGUAGAUAGAAAACAUGGGAACCCAGACAAUGCGCUCAAGGAGUUUGAAAACCUUUUCCAGAACAGCUUUGUUGAAUCCAAUGGCUCAGUUAUUCCUCUCAAGUUCAUAGAUCCAGAUCAGUGGAGUAAUGCACUGAAAACCAUCCAGGAAAAAGAAGACAAGCUUUUGGUUACUUUGACCUCUAAAACAAUGACUGUACGUGGGCCAGCACAUAGUCAAGAUGUUUUCAGUAAGUUGUUAAAUGCAGAUACAGAACAGAAAAGAAACACAGAUGCUUCUCAUGAGUUUCGAAAGACAUCACUGAAGAUUGACAUGACCACCAAAGACGAUUUCCCACAUGCAGGACUGAUCAUCGAGAAGACCUUUUGGAUGACUAUCUAUGAUAAUAAGCAAGUAGCAAGGAUCAAAGAUAAGUUUAAUGUGGAAUUGAAAGAAUAUGACAUUGGUCAUGGCAAAGUCAAUGUCAAAGCUUUCUACCAGAAAGAAGGAGGAAAUGCCUCAAUGGAGAGCCACGCUCUAAGAGCACUUCUCUGUCUAUACCAGAAGUUUGUUGCGUCCCCCAAGAGUUCAUUCCAGUUCCAUGGUGCUACUGGAUUCAGUGGCACACCCAUUUCUCAGUCAGAGGGUCCCCCCAAUGAGCGUAUGUUGAAUGGCCAAUCAGAAAAAACGAAGCACAACACUGACCCACCAAUUGACAGUGGGACAACAGCAGGUGACCAAAAGGACGAAAGGUGUCCUAUAUGUUUGGAUAAAUUUGAAAAUAAGAAACAGCUCAAGUGCAAACAUGAAUUUUGUAAAGACUGCCUGAGACAAGCGCAGGAAGCGAAUGGGCCCAUCUGUCCUAUAUGCAGAGUCGUCUUUGGUAAGAUAGUCGGAGACCAACCACAUGGAACAAUGUCACACCAGAUACUCACAUUUCCCCUCCCUGGAUACUCAGACUGUGGCACCAUAACGAUCCGCUAUGAGAUUCCAAGUGGAACACAGACGGAAAAACAUCCCAAUCCUGGACAGCGCUUCCAUGGUAUUGGUAGAACAGCAUAUCUUCCAGACAACAAAGAGGGCAAUGAAGUGCUGCGACUGCUGAAAAAAGCUUUUGACCAGAAGCUCAUUUUUACUGUUGGUACAUCCAGAACAACUGGUAUGGACGGCCAAGUGACCUGGAACGACAUUCACCACAAAACAUCCACAUCUGGAGGACCAGAUUGCUUUGGGUAUCCUGACCCUAAGUACCUGAGCAGAGUCAAAGAGGAGUUAAAGGCCAAAGGCAUUGAGUGAAGACUUUGAUACAAAGUGCAGGUGGAUUAGAUCUCAAAGAGGCUAAAAACAAGAUUACUCUUUAAACAGACACUGAAAUUCAAACACUCUGUUUUGCUCUCUUUUCUCUGUUAAUUCUUCAAAUGAUCAGUAGGGGUUAGAAUUUACUUUUUUCAUUAGCCACAUAUAUUAUCUUCAAAUAUUGGGUGAUUACAUUUUUUUGUUGAUUGUCAAAAUUUUCAUCAUGUAACAAUAUAAAAUGUAGAUUUGCAUAAACACAGAUUUAUAUAAUCUCAGGUCUACAGUGCUGAUGGUCUGAGUUGCUGUUUGCCUAAUAAAUGAUUAAAUCCUC
Molecule: messenger RNA, 2532 nt
Organism: Pundamilia nyererei
Lineage: Eukaryota; Metazoa; Chordata; Actinopteri; Cichliformes; Cichlidae
Exons: 9
Coding region: 150-2201 (683 amino acids)
Biological process (GO): Notch signaling pathway; protein ubiquitination
Molecular function (GO): metal ion binding
Source: RefSeq, a predicted model, not a curated record